AUGGGCAGUAUCGAUUUGGGAUUGCAACACAUCAAUCAGGGCCACAGAGUAGAAGGAAAAAUUAGGGAAGUUGAGAGUGAGAAACGAUUCUUCAGACCUCCAAUCCAGAAACGAUCGCUCUUUAUCACAGUCUCAGUCUCGCUGUUAUCGCAAUCUGACAAUUUCUUAUCUGCUUCAUCUCGAUUCAUCGCAAUUGGCUUCGGUGCUUCUUCGGUAAUCGGCUACUUCAUUGAACUAUUGAAAUUUGAAGGAAUUGAAGAAAGAUUGCGCUUUGAAUGGAUGGAGGAGUGUCUUCUUCGGACCUCAUCAGACAAUUGGUGCAUCAUUAAUGAUGGGACAGAUAAACCUAAUAUAGUCAUGGGGAUUUCUGGGAAACCUAGUGAACUUGUUGAAAUUACCCCUGUGCUACAAGAUAACAUCCCUGUAAUUCGAAGGUUUACUGGUGGUGGGACAGUUAUAGUUGAUGAUGGAACAAUAUUUGUUUCAUUUAUAUGCAACAAAGAUGAUGUUCCUCAUGUACAACCAUAUCCUAGACCUAUCAUGUCAUGGAGCAGCUUGUUAUACUCUAAAGUCUUCCAUGGAAUUGCUGAUUUCAAGCUUCGUGAGAAUGACUAUGUAUUUGGUGUCCGAAAAUUCGGAGGAAAUGCACAAUCAAUUACUAAAAAUCGGUGGAUCCAUCAUACGUCUUUUUUGUGGGAUUACAAGACACAUAACAUGUCAUAUCUUAAGCUUCCAAAACAGGCCCCUGAAUAUCGACUGGCGAGGGAUCAUCUUGAUUUCAUCUGUCCCAUAAAGGACUAUCUUUCAAGAUCAGAUUUCAUUAGCAAAACCAUUGAUGCAGCAGCAACCCAUUUUUCACUUACCUCAACACAACCUCCGUUAAAUUUUGAAUUCAACCCCACAUCAAAAUUACUAACCAGACUGGAAUUAGAGGCUGCAGCAAUCAAAUCCUCAUAAAAGAAAAGGGGUAGUUUUGACAUUUUGGUGAUGAAACAGCAAACAUGGAGUUCAGUUAGAAGCUGGAGAGAUGAAGAAGAUGGUGG
Lactuca virosa is the source of this 1043-nucleotide messenger RNA. The record is from the annotation of a GenBank genome assembly. NCBI's taxonomy places the organism in Eukaryota, Viridiplantae, Streptophyta, Magnoliopsida, Asterales, Asteraceae.